AUGAAACUCCGCUCGUGUGUUACCGCCUUAUUGGGCGCAUCUAGCGUGGCGGGUUUAACGAUCACUCAAGAUACAACAGUCGAUGGCACGAUCGACUUGUCUGUUGGGGAUAUUAUUAUCAACCCGGGAGUCAAGUAUUCCAUUUGGAAUAAUGCUGUCAGUGCCAUUGUCGGCGGUUUAACUGUCGGUGCUGGGGGUGGCUUCUACAUCUCAUCCAGCCAGCCAUUGCUUGCGUUGUCCGUUACCUUGUUGGGAGCCAUCAACACUAUCAAAAAUGAUGGUAUCAUAUCCUUCAACUCUGUGUUGUCGGCAACUGCGCCAACUUAUAACCUUGUUGGGGCGUCGUUCACCAAUAACGGCCAGCUUUACUUUGCUUCCCAAGGGUCGUUACUCCCGGCUGUUCAAUCGAUUACCUCGGCUUCUUGGAACAACAACGGUCUCAUCCUGAUUUACCAAGAGUCCCGGUCCACCGGCGCUGUCGUGCUCGGUCCUCCGCUUGGUAACUUGAACAAUAAUGGUGACAUUUGUCUUUACAACCAGAUCUGGCUCCAGACUGGUAACAUUAGAGGUACUGGUUGUUGGCACAUUAUCGGCAACUCCUUAGCUCAGUUGAACCUUCCUACGUCGCCUAUUGACACCACUCAAGUGUUCUACAUGGACGGUCCCAAUGCUGAAUUGUUGGCACUUUUGGUGACUGCUAGUCAGACUUAUACUGUGGCUGGUUUUGGUAAUGGUAACUUCAUUGGGCUCACGGGGCCGAUCUUAAGUUGGAAUUACAACGCGGGGACUGGUGUCUUGACGCUUUACUCAGGCCCAUUUAACACUCUCCCGCAACGAUUCCUCAUCGGUCCUGGCUACGUUAAUUCUAACUUCGAGACAAAGGCACACCUUUUCCCCGGCCUCUCGGCGCCACUUAACAACGCUAUUGUCUACAAUGCUCCCCCUCCUAACCCGAUUCCUGCCGUCUGUGGGGCAUGCACUCUGACUGUCGAAGCCCCCUUGCCAACCUCAUCCUCAUCUGCAAUUGAGUCGUCCUCCACGAUUGAGUCGUCUUCGACCGCUGAGUCCACCCCUGAGUCGUCUUCUGCUGCUGA
Messenger RNA from Diutina rugosa, 1094 nucleotides. RefSeq lists its product as uncharacterized. The annotation marks the transcript as partial. The record is from RefSeq and is a predicted model, not a curated record. Lineage: Eukaryota; Fungi; Ascomycota; Pichiomycetes; Serinales; Debaryomycetaceae. The transcript has a single exon.